AUGAGCCUUUUACCUCGAGGCAGGGGAUGCAAUGCGAAGAGGUGGGAACUCAUGGCGCGUCAGCCCCCAUGGCGUGGUGGACGGGCACAACGUGCAAGACAGACACAUGAACGCGAGGGAGCAUGGGAAGUGAGAUGUCGUCCCACAAGCACCGGCCGUCUCCGUCUGGGUCAGGAGAGAGGGCCUCGUUGUGUCGAGGCUGCUGGCGGGCUACACGAUGACGAUGGGGGGUUUGGGAAGUUUGCGGACGAGUGUCGUACGACGGGGGGAGCAGCAGACGCCAAGGAAGGGCUAGUACUGAAAGGGGGAAGGGGCGGGUACAAGCGGGGGGAAAGAGCAAAGGGCAGCCGCGGGAAGGUGCACGUCACCACCGGGCGGUCCUUCCCGAUUCCCUGCCCUGCCCUGCCCUGCUCUGCCGCCUGUGCAGGUCAUGGCAUGCCAUCAAUGCCCUUGGUCGUUCGCUCGCUGCUCGUCCGCCCGCCUGGCCUGUCCUGUCUUGUCCAUAUGCCUGCCCGUCGUGUCCACCAUCCAAGGGAGCCCCGCCGCGGAGAGGGCGACGGCGGCCCAUCGCUCUGCGCCAUCAUUCCCCCCCUUGGCCCCCCACCCCCUCUCUGA
Molecule: messenger RNA, 615 nt
Organism: Bipolaris victoriae FI3
Lineage: Eukaryota; Fungi; Ascomycota; Dothideomycetes; Pleosporales; Pleosporaceae
Exons: 2
Coding region: 1-615 (204 amino acids)
Source: RefSeq, a predicted model, not a curated record